UCAGCCUUGCCAGAGGGCAGCCUUCUCCCCAGGACAGCAGCCUUGUACCCCUCGCCCUUCGCCAUCCCUCGCACCUCCAGCAUCGCCAAGGGCAAGCGGCCCUCCGUCUCCUUUGCAGAAGGGACCCACUUUGGCCCUCAGAGCCCCAGGGCCCCCCCAGAGGCCCUCAACCCUACCCGGAAGCCAACGGCCUCUGACAGCUCAGCCCAAGGAGCUGCUCCUCUGGAGGCCGACCACCCCACGGGGGCCUCAUGCCACGCCCCGGGCAGAAGCUGCGACGAGGAAGUGGCACCAGCUCCCUGGGAGGAUAAUGGCCGGCCCCCUGGAGGCCACCCUUCCAGCAGCCACAGGAGCUGGGCUGGCGCGGAGGCACCGGGCGCAGCUGCUGCGGAAGCUGGUGGCCAUGAGCCCAGCAUCACCACCAUUUAUGUGACCGUGGGCCAAGCCAGAAGUGGCAGUGAAGACCCCCCUCCAGCUGCCCAAAGGCCUCAGGGGAGUGGGCAGGAGGAGGCUGCCUGGCCAAGAAGUCUGCAGAGGGAUGCUGGGAAGGGCACCUCCAGGAAGCUGGUCCCAGAGAAGGAGCCCAGCAUGGCUGAAGGUGAAGGCCUGCUGGCUCCUGACCAGCAGGGGGAGGAGGGUGGAGGGAGCAGUGGCAGCCUGGAGCCGUGAGACCCUCCUGUAGGGGCACAGCCAGGGAAGCAAACGUGCCCUGCCCCAGGAGGGUUUGCCCCAGGAGCCUCGCUGUGUCCAGCAUCCCCCACCCCCCCAGAGACAAGGGAGGGGAAGCGAAGCUUCAAGGGGUUCCGCGUGGAGGAGGCCAAUCCUGCCGUGCCCUGGAAGGGAUUGGGCCCCUCGCCUUCUGUCCUUUUGGAGGCGUCCCUCGCCACUGGAAGCGCUGCCUGUGGUUGCCUGAUGCCCCGCGGAGCCCUUCCGCUCAGAAAAGUCGGUGGCAACAGUCUGGCAUCUGGGUAGGUGCUGCUUUUUGGGUAUCUCAGUCGCCGCAUUGCCCUGGUAAGGCAAGUAGCCUGGAACUGCGGGCACCUGCUGCCACCCUUGCUGCCCACAGUUGGGCUCUUUUUCUAGAAAGGGUCUGGGGAGCUGCCAGUAGUGAGCAGCAGGGGGCGGUCUUGGGCAGAAGCUGUAUCUGUAGAGGCUGAAGGGGCACCGAAACCUCCCUUGGCAAGACCCGGAAGAGCCAGUGGAGCCUCAAGGAAACACCCAUCAAAAGGACGAACGAGAGUUAAGACUGUAUUCACUGUGUGGAAUCAAUCUGA
This is a messenger RNA of Thamnophis elegans (Western terrestrial garter snake), 1274 nucleotides long. Its product is annotated as scavenger receptor class F member 1-like. The transcript has a single exon. The record is from RefSeq and is a predicted model, not a curated record. The annotation marks the transcript as partial. NCBI's taxonomy places the organism in Eukaryota, Metazoa, Chordata, Lepidosauria, Squamata, Natricidae.